AUGCCUGUCCUUCAGGAGACCAAUGUCCUUCAGGAGACCAAUGUCAGCCAUGCUGCACAAUGGCCAGCCAAUGCCAUGCCUCAAGCUGAAGAGCCAAGACUGCAAUCCCUCCUCUUCAACACGGUUACUAUCUUUCUAGCUGCCGCAUCCUUGGUUGUGGCAUGCCUCCACUUCCUGCACCAAAGAAUGAAGAACAAGAGAAAUGAACAGAGGCGCGGAGAAGAUGGCGGCUUAGACGCACAGACGGAAAGCAACAUUAACGAGAGAGUCGACUCCGGGAUGAGUGGGGAUACUCUGACCCCGAUGGAGAGAACGAGAGACGGGGUUGAGCUGGUCGAAAUCGAGAAUGAGCCUCAGCAGGAUCAAAGCGCGCUCCAUGCUUGCGUCGCACCAAGUGCCGGCACAGCAUCGGUAUAA
Messenger RNA from Trematosphaeria pertusa, 417 nucleotides. RefSeq lists its product as uncharacterized. The coding region runs from base 1 to 417 and encodes 138 amino acids. Lineage: Eukaryota; Fungi; Ascomycota; Dothideomycetes; Pleosporales; Trematosphaeriaceae. The record is from RefSeq and is a predicted model, not a curated record. The transcript has 2 exons.